Caenorhabditis angaria is the source of this 1740-nucleotide messenger RNA. NCBI's taxonomy places the organism in Eukaryota, Metazoa, Nematoda, Chromadorea, Rhabditida, Rhabditidae. The record is from the annotation of a GenBank genome assembly.
AUGCGUUCCCCAUCAUCAACAUCACCGCAUUUCAAUGUUCCGGAGCAGAAAAUCGUCAAAGUUAUCGUUUACAAUGAUCGUGCUGAAGUGAAUCGAAUCGUCAAAUCCACCUUGAAACCAGGAUUCAAUGAAGUGGUCUUGAAGAAUGUGGCACGAUUAUUAAUUCCUGAUUCAUUGAGAGUUGAAGGAAGGGGAAAUGCGAAAAUGCAUGAUGUGGUUGUUAAACAUGAGCCAGAAGAAAUCGAUUCGGUGAGAAACGCGGAACUCAAAAAUGUUGUGAUGGAAAAGGAAGCGGUUUUGAAGGAACUCAAGGAUCGUAAGAGUAUUUUGGUGAAGCAGCAAGAUGGUUUGAAUUUGAUGGUUUCACAAAUUGGGAAUUCGAAAAAGCCCAAAGGGUUUGAAGACACAAAUUUUUCAAAUAUCGAAAAGUUUUUUGAAUUUUAUGGUCCGAAAGCGGAAGCGCUUGCAACUGAUGUGAGAAAUAUUGAGACUGAAAUCAAAAAAGCUGAAGAAAUCGUGCAAAAAGCGAGAACUGAGUGGAUGAAACAAGAACACGGUGUGUCGAUGCAUAACCGAUAUGUCAACAAUGUUUAUGUGACACUUGAAGCAGAAGAAGAGACAUCGAUCGAACUUGAUGUCAUCUACCAAGUUCGUAAUGCCAGUUGGACUCCAUCAUAUAGUAUUCGAGUGGAUACGGAGAGCUCAAUGAUGAAUGUGAGUUAUUUCGGCAAAAUCACACAAAGCACUGGCGAAGAUUGGCGUGAUGCUCCACUCGUUUUAUCCACCGCGAAACCAUCACUUGGCGGUAGAAUUCCUGAGUUGGGAGCGCUUGAUGUGCAAGUGAAGAGACGUCGGAUGGAUAGGGAGAGACAUAUGCCAGGAGGUUUUGGAGGAGGUUUUGGAGUAAUUCCACAAAACGGAUUUGGAUUCACGGGAGAAAGAAGACAAGUGUCAGGACUUUUUGGAGCAGCUCCAUCAAGUUCCACCGAUUUGACAUACAAUGAAGAUAGAAGAUGUGUAGAUGUUACUACGGAAGUUACUCAAUCUGCUUUGAGCACAGAGUUCAAGAUACAACGAGAAGCAACGAUUCCAAGUUCCACUAAUGAGCAUAAAGUAACGAUUGGAAUUGUGGAUUUGAAUGCGCAAUUUGUUCAUCAAACAGUUCCAUCAAAAAAUGCAGCUGCAUUCCUAACAGCGUCUGCAAUCAACACAUCAGAUCUUGCAUUCCUCGCUGGUCAAACCUCAAUCUUCCGGGAUAAUGCGUUUAUUGCGAACACAUCGCUGAAAGAUGUGUCACCUGGAGAAAAAUUCGAUUGUUCACUUGGUGUUGACACUGGAAUUCGAAUCGAAUAUAAACCGGCGAUGAAAUAUCAACAACACGGUGGAUUUCAUCAACAGGGUGGAUUUUAUAUGAAUCAAUCAACAAGUGUCACCGAGCAAACCAUUGUUAUCAAAAAUACGCGAGUGAAUACACCUAUUUUGAUCAUUGUAAAACAUCCGAUUCCAAGAAGUGCUGACGGAAGAAUCAAAGUCAAUUUGAUUUCACCAACAGCUACACCAUUUCAAGAGACUGGAGAAUCGAGUCAAGUUGCUUUGCCAGCAGAGGGCGCAAAAUUGAAUUCGUUGAACAAUUUGGAAUGGACUGUGAAAGUUGCAGCGAACAGUUCGCAAAAUUUAUUGAUUCAGUAUACAAUUGAUUAUCCGAGGGACGAAAGCAUCGAAUUAAAUGAGAAGUUUUAG